AUGAAGACAUUCUGUGGAAGAGCCAACCCGAGCACCGGAGCCCUAGACUGGGUGGAGGAGAGCGAGGAGUACGACUACCACCAGGAGAUAGCUAGGUCCUGUUAUGCGGAUAUGCUGCAUGACCAUGACAGGAAUAAGAAGUACUACCAGGGUAUCCGGGCAGCGGUAGCCCGAGUGAAGGCCCGCGGUGAGAAGGUGGUCAUCCUGGACAUCGGGACAGGGACAGGCCUACUGUCCAUGAUGGCGGUCACUGCCGGAGCAGACUUCUGCUAUGCAGUGGAGGUUUUUAAGCCCAUGGCUGAGGCAGCUCAGUGCAUCGUGGAGAAGAACGGCUUCUCUGAAAAGAUCAAGAUUAUUAACAAACACUCCACUGAUGUCACUGUGGGGCCAGAUGGAGAUAUGCAAAUGAAGGCCAACGUUCUGAUCACAGAGCUGUUUGAUACAGAACUGAUAGGCGAAGGAGCCCUGCCCAGCUAUGAACAUGCUCAUCAAAAUCUUGUCCAGGAGGGUUGUGAGGCGGUCCCUCACCGGGCCACCGUCUACGCCCGGCUGGUGGAGUCGGAGCUGCUCUGGAGCUGGGCUCAGCUGCAGCCGGUGGAGGUGGAGGGGGCGCGCCUGGCCCCACCCCCCGCUGUGGCCCACUGUGCUGGAGCUCAUGCUGUGUGUGACAUCCAGCUGAGCCAGGUGUCUCCUCACAGCUUCACCCCCCUCGGCCCUCUCUGCACCAUGUUCAGUGUGGAUUUCAGUAAGCCAGUAAGCAGUGCGUUCCAGUCCCACUCCUCCCAGUUUGUGGCUCAGUCCGAUGGUCGGGCCCAGGUAGUCCUGUCUUGGUGGGACCUCGACAUGGAUCCCAGUGGAAGCAUUGUGUGCACCAUGGCUCCCAGCUGGACGUACCCGCAGCCAAAGAUGGCUCCGUGGCGGGACCACUGGAUGCAGAGUGUGUACUUCCUGCCUGUGGAGAGCAGAGUGACAGAAGGAGAGGAGCUGAGCCUGACUGUCUGCCAUGAUGACUACAGUCUGUGGUACAGCCUGCAGUCGCUCAGCCAGCAGGACUUACCGAGCGAGGCGCCUCCCUCUCGGCCCUGUUGUACCUGCCAGGCUCAUCUGGUUUGGACUCGCCCGCGUUUCGGCGAACUCAACGACAGACGGCGUACUGAGAGCUACGUCAGUGCACUGCGCAGCGUCCUGAGGGAGGACAGCGUGUGUCUUGGUGUCAGUGAUGGAAGUCUGCUUCCUGUGUUUGCUCACAUGAUCGGAGCCAAGAAGGUCUACAGUUUGGAAAACUCCAGGAUGUCUAAACAGGUUAUUGAACAGGUGUUGGAAGCCAACUCGAUGAAAGGAGGCGUCGAGCUGCUGGAGAUCAGGCCUAAGCAGCUGACCAGUAAUGAUCUGGGGGGGGAACAGAUCUCGGUCCUGAUGGGUGAGCCGUACUUCAGCACCAGCCUCCUACCCUGGCACUCGCUCUUCUUCUGGUACUGCCGGACGGCGCUGGCAGGCCUCCUCCAGCCCCGCGCCACCAUCCUGCCCUGCUCCGCCACACUUCACAUGGUGGCUGUAGAGUUCCAGGAUUUGUGGAGGAUAAGGGCUCCAUGUGGAACAUGUGAGGGCUUCGAUGUCACACCCAUGGAUGAAAUGGUCCAGCGAUCUCUGGAUUUCCGUGAGUCCCGUGAGGCGGAGCCCCACCCUCUCUGGGAGUACCCGUGCCGUGCUCUGACCCAAGCCACAGCCGUCAUGACCUUUGACUUCACACAGUGUGUCCCUCAACAGCCAAUCAGCAGCCAGGGCUCUCUGCCUUUCAUAAGGAUUGGUCGUUGCCAUGGUGUUGCAUUGUGGAUGGAAUAUCACCUAACCGAUGACAUCACUGUCAGUGCAGGACUGAUUGGACCAAUCAGUGAGCAGGGUGAGUGUGAGUGGAGCCGACACAGGAAACAGGGAGUGUAUUUUUUCGGGUCACCAUGUGAGAGCUCAGGCGAUGGCAGAGCCGCAGUGUCUUACAGCUUCACCUUUGAACCCAGUUUAGGAGACAUUAAGAUGGGCUUCAGCGUAUAGUCUCAGCAGUGAUGUGGAGACUGAAGAACAGACUCUGAAUGCUUUGCUUUUACCUCACGCCCGUCUGCAUUUUGUGCGCACAUUCAUCAUCCAUGGUUCAGCCAAUAUUGUUUGACUGUUCCCACUGACUGGAGUAUCGGACAAAUUGUAAUGGGACUAUUAUCGUCCCAAACACUUGAGACUGUGGAACAUGAAAACUGUCCGUCACAUCCCAAAAUGUUACCAAUGAUUAUCUUAAUAAUUCUAAUUCCCAUAGGCAGCCAGUUAUAUAGUUAGCAAUUCUACAAUAAAUAACAAACAAAUUUAAUCUAUCACAUCGAAGGUGGGUGUCAGUAACUGGUCAAUGUUCAGUGCAAUUAGGGAUGCAAAAUGGGUCAUUACAGCUAAAGAUCCGAGGAACUCAAGUUUGUGUACCAGAGACAACUUCAGUUUUUGUAAGUUAACAGGUCACCUGUCUUGCAAAGCCAAAUGUGUUGUUGAAAUGUUUUAUUAAGUUUUAUAUUUGUUGUCCAGUGCUUGGGCUGAUCUGUUUAAGAACAGACUGUGGGGACUAGCAGGUCAGUGACAUCACCGCUGGGCUCUUCAUACCCAAUAUUAAUGUUUAAUACUGCACGUGUUCACUGAGAAAAACAUUGUUAUUUGCGGUGCUGUUUGCCCAACAGUGACGGAGUAAUGUGCCGAUAUUGAAGAAUGUACCAUCAGAUGAUUUUUAGCCACAUUCAGUGAAAUAAACGGGAUGACUACAAACAGAAA
This is a messenger RNA of Perca flavescens (yellow perch), 2802 nucleotides long. RefSeq names its product protein arginine methyltransferase 7 (gene prmt7). Gene Ontology annotation, biological process: chromatin remodeling; peptidyl-arginine methylation, to asymmetrical-dimethyl arginine. Gene Ontology annotation, molecular function: protein-arginine N-methyltransferase activity; histone methyltransferase activity. NCBI's taxonomy places the organism in Eukaryota, Metazoa, Chordata, Actinopteri, Perciformes, Percidae. The transcript has 17 exons. The coding region runs from base 1 to 2049 and encodes 682 amino acids. The record is from RefSeq and is a predicted model, not a curated record.